This is a messenger RNA of Toxorhynchites rutilus septentrionalis, 2662 nucleotides long. Its product is annotated as gastrula zinc finger protein XlCGF26.1-like. The record is from RefSeq and is a predicted model, not a curated record. The coding region runs from base 288 to 1700 and encodes 470 amino acids. NCBI's taxonomy places the organism in Eukaryota, Metazoa, Arthropoda, Insecta, Diptera, Culicidae. The transcript has 3 exons. Gene Ontology annotation, molecular function: zinc ion binding. Gene Ontology annotation, cellular component: nucleus.
CAUAUCAUUUACGAGGAUUGAAAUCGAAAAAUGCGCUGCUUUAUUCUAACUGCAUGAGCGAUAUUCAUAUUUCGGUUUCACAUGGAGGUGUUCACAUUUAACAUGGAGUUUAAAGUUAGCCACUAUUCGACUAUAUAACCGCACCGAGUUGUACACAACAGUAAUUGAUUGAACGAAAAUGUCAGUAAACCGCAGCAAUAUUGGGUACACUCGCAAUAUGAGGGAUUUGACGUUUUAGUCGUACCCCUGAACAAAACCGACGGUCCGACUGUAAAAUAAGGAAUUGAAUGAUGGACUUUUCUAACCGCUGCCUAGGAUGUUUAUCAAAUGAUGAAGAAAAUUUACGCCCGCUGAAUGAAUCAAGUAUUGUAGAAUUGUUCGAAGAAUGCGUCAGAAUACAGAUAAAAAAGGAACCAGAAUUUCCCAAAAAUAUUUGUGGCUCUUGCUAUGGGAAAUGUACCUCGUGGAGUAAGUUCAAACAACAGUGUUGGGAAACCAACGAUUUACUGAAUCUUAAAUUCGUAAUCAACUCGCGUGAUAGUGAUGCUAAAAAUUAUGUUAGCAGCACAAUUUGUAUAGAAAACAAACAAUCAAUCCCAGAAACACAACCAACGAUUGAAGAUUGUGUCAUUCAGGAAGAAUUGAGCUCAGAAAAAUCGUAUAAUGAAGAAGGCGACUUUUCGGAAAACGUAGUCGAAACCGAGGAGUUUGCUGAAAGUAACCAUGCGGCCGAAGUUGCCAUUGAUGAUGAUUUUAUGGAAGAGAAAGCACUUUACGAUAAUAAUCAUGACGAAACUGUGAACAUCGAAGAGGGUUCUAAACACGACAUAGUUAAUUUUUAUCGUACAGAUAGUAAUGGCAAGAGAAAACGAACUAACAAGUGCAAUCAAUGCGGUCAUCAAUUCCGAAGCAAUGAUCGCUAUCUCGCGCAUCUUCGUCACCAUCAGGGUUUGAAGCCGGAAGUUUGUCAGAGCUGUGGUAAAGAGUUCAACAGCUCACGAGCGUUGCGUCGCCACAUGCAGAAACAUGAUACCGUGAAGAAGCAUGAAUGUAAAGACUGUGGCAAGAGUUAUAAAUAUGCUACAUCUUUGACACUUCAUCGGAAAAGUCAUCAAACUAACGCGAAGUACGUCUGUGACCUCUGUGGUAAAUCAUUCAUAAGAGCACAUGGGUUGAAGAGUCAUCUUCUAACACACACAACAGAGACUCCUUUUGGUUGCGAUGAAUGUCCAAAGCAGUUUAAAAAUGAAAUCAUGCUCCGGAAUCACAUUUCCCGCACACAUGAAGGUGUGCGGAAGUUUGGCUGUUCAGAUUGUGGUAAAGCAUUCAAAACUGGCGCGGAGUUGAACAUUCAUAUUCGAAGCCACACGAAUCAGAAGCCUUACGCAUGCACACAGUGCGAUAAAUGUUACAAAACCCAGAGUCAUCUUGCUGUGCAUUUUCGUUCUGUCCAUACAUCGAACCGCCCUUAUGCGUGUGAUUUCUGUUCGCUAACAUUUGCCCAUAGCAAAGUCCUAAAACAUCACCGACUUAUCCAUACAGGAGAGCGACCGUGGAGCUGCACUAUUUGCGGUCAAACAUUCCGACAGAAAAGCACCCUUCAAGGACAUUUGAAAACACACGAGAAGCAGUCUUCCGCGCAGAAUCAUCCUCUUCCUGAACCGGUGCAGCUACCCAAGACCCUAACAUUAUUAGAAUAAAUGGUGGUCAUUAUGAAGAAAAGAUAACUUUCGCCGCUUCAACAAAUAUAACAUCGGGUUUCAAUGCGCCAAGAGAUUCUACGGUAAAAAUAAAAUGAUUUCGCACCCUACUCAUGGUGACCGCAUCCGCCAGUUGAGGAUAACGAUACACAUUCCGACUACAGCUGUCAUAACGAGCAUCCUUCACGUACGCCUGGUCGCCUUUGUCGAUGCUAAUCACUCCGGGUGAAAAGCAUUUCUGCAACAAAAACGCAUCGCUUCCCACUACUGGUCGAUUAAGACGAAUUUCCGGCAACAAACGGUACGAAGCGGUGGCAACGGGAGAAAAUUUCGCGUGAUCCUUCCCAACUCCUUUGACCGCAAAAAGCUUAAUGUCGAAUUCAUGACCCGGACGCAUUUUACUGAUCAGAAUGUCAUCGUCUAUUGGGCCAACAUCCUCUUCCUUAUAAAUCGAUGCUUGAUUCCCUACGGGAAUCCAUCUGAUCUGAUGAGAGUAGACACUGUGAUUUUUGUACAUAAUCUCGUUGUUCGAAACGUCGGUAGAAUCCUUGUUUUUCUUCGUACACUUGACCUUCAACUCAAACUCUAGCGUAUCCAACGCAUUGGCCGGAUCAUUCUCGUUUCCUUUGUACUCAAACAACCUCGGAUCGGCUUUCAACGGAAUCAACCCUAGUCUGUGGGCGAGGACCUCAUCUUGAAUGAUGGAGGUGUUGUUGUAAAUGUGCACCUUCUCAAUUGCCAUACUGGGCACUUCGCUCAACAUUAGCCUGCGGAAGGCGUUAGCAAUCGCCGGACUUACCCCAAUCAUAUCAAAUUCGAGCUCCCUUUCUUCGUAGCGAACGAUAACGAUUUGUAGUUGUGAUUUGAACUUUUCAAAGUCCCAAAAUUCAUCUGCCAAGCCAUAAUCGUUGGCAUCCUGCUUGAUCUUAUACUCUUCGAGGUAUAUACGUGGUGUCUCUGAU